CAGACUCACACGCACGUAUAUGAAUACAUACACUUAAAAACUGGCAGACAAACAGACAGAUAGAUAGACACACACACACACGAAACAAGUUUGUUAAAAGUCCGUACAUUGACGAAGGCGUAAAAAACGAAUAUUUACUUUGACGAAGACAGUGAGUGAAAACUGCUGUUCUAGCUUAGAUCUACGUUCUCGAGAGAUAGUACUUUGAGAUCAGUUGUGCUGGGAAUGAUGAGUGUGUGUUUAUAAACUUGCCUUUUGUCAUCUGUCAUUUACUCAUGUCCACGCCAGCGGGCGACACGUAAAUACAAUGCCUUCAAGUUUCUUGAAACAGUAUGCUGGAGGUCUGUCUCAGGUAGCAACGAUGAUGAUUGUCUCGGGAGUCUUCUUCAUCUUUGUCUUCACCGCUGUCUUCUUCCUCCUGCGCAUUUGGCUGCGCAGACGUUCCAAGAUCUUCUAUGACUCCUCUGGGAAAAAGAAGAGACCAUCGUUUGCUUUCUUCCACCCGUACUGCAAUGCUGGUGGCGGCGGGGAGAGGGUUUUGUGGGUGGCUGUCCGCUCCAUACAGAGAAGGUACCCAAAUGUCCAGUGCGUCAUCUAUACAGGCGACGUAGACGCCACCCCAGAUGAAAUCCUGGCAAGAGCAAGCCAACGAUUUAACAUUUUUCUUCCAUCUCGUGUUGAGUUUGUGUUUCUGCGUUGCCGCGGCUGGGUAGAGGCCAGCAAAUAUCCAUACUUCACUCUGCUAGGGCAGAGCAUUGGUUCUGUCUUUCUUGGCCUGGAAGCGCUGUAUCAGUUUGUCCCAGACGCUUACAUCGACACGAUGGGCUACGCCUUCACGUUGCCUCUCUUCAGGUACCUAGGCGGCUCCCUUGUUGCCUGCUACGUCCACUACCCAACCAUCUCGACUGAUAUGUUAGACAGGGUGACCCAGAGAGUGGCCGCUCACAACAACGCCUCGUUCAUUUCGUCCAGUCCAGUUUUGAGCAGGCUGAAGAUCUUCUACUACCAGCUUUUUGCUUAUCUGUACGGGGUGGCUGGCAACAGAGCCAACGUGAUCAUGGUGAAUUCCACCUGGACGUACAACCACAUCAUCAGCCUGUGGGGUGUGCCGGGAAAAACACAUAUCCUCUACCCGCCGUGCGACAUUUCCGAAUUCAUGAAAAUUCCUCUGGACAGCGAUGAGGAGAAGUCGAAGCAGAUCCUCUCCCUCGGUCAGUUUCGCCCGGAGAAAGACCAUCCGCUCCAGAUCCGUUCGUUCAGUCGCUUUGUGAAAAGCCUGGAUGAAAAGGCUGGCUCGACGUAUAAGCUUGUGCUUGCCGGCAGUUGUCGUAACGAGGAGGACCAGCGAAGGGUGGAGAGUCUGCACGCCCUGGCCAGGGAACUGGGCGUGGAUCAUCUCGUGGAUUUCCGUCUGAACAUCCCGUUCUCGGAGCUGAAGCAGCUCCUGGCAGAGUCGCUCGUCAGUCUGCACACCAUGUGGAACGAACAUUUCGGCAUCUGUGUUGUUGAAGGCAUGGCCGCGGGGACUGUGAUGUUAGCCCAUGACUCCGGAGGACCCAAGAUGGACAUUGUGGUGACGCACAACGAUCGGCCCACGGGGUUCUUAGCAUCCGACGAGGAAUCUUUCGCUGCGGCAAUGAAGCAGAUUUUCCAGAUGUCGCCGUCGGAGAGGCUGGCCUUAAGGCAGAAUGCUCGAGAUUCGUUGUCCCGGUUUUCUGAGGAGGAGUUUGAUGCUGCAUUUUUGUCCCUCUGUCGGCCUGUUCUCAAGUUCCUCUCUACAUAGGGCUGUUUGAAGUGUGUGACUGUGGGGGAUGGGGGGAGGGGUGUGACCUUUCGGGGAGGAGGGAUUGGGGUGGGGGUGACUUUUGGGAGAAGGGGGGGGGGGUAUCGAGUUCCAGGUGGCUCUCUAUUUGUGCCAGGGGUAGCCAGUGUUAAGAGUGAUAGAUAGUGGAUGUAAGACGUCAUCAAGUCUGUAGGCUCUACUGCCACAAGUGUUACAACCUUCUUUGAAUGUUUAUUUAUUCAUUUACUCAUUAACUUUAACUCUUUAUCUCCGGCAAGCUGCUCCCAGCGGCUCGCGGUUGGAGUCGCUGACAGCGGCUGGGGCACAUUCCUUUACGACAACUUCGACAUCAAAUUACUUUUCAGCAAUUGCCGAAAACAGGCCUCUUUUAUCGGGAGUGCAUAUUUUAGAUGAAGAACUAUCAAAAUAGGUUCACUUGUUUUGAAUUUAAUGACCCAUUUAGUGACGUUUUUGUCAUUUUUAGAUUAAGUACCAAAAGAAGGGGCCCGGCAUAGUGGGUUUGCCCCCCCCCCACCCCCACGGAGAUAAAGAGUUAACAGCUUGUUGCUAUGGAAAAUGUUGCUUUUCUUUACCCUCUGCCUGCUUUAAUCUUCAGAUCAUGUUUAAAAUUGUUCUAUAAAUGUGGGUACCAUGGCAGCAGGCCUCUUUGCAAUGGUUACUGGUUGCAGGAAUACUUCAUGCUUGCAUGUGAAGAAAAACAGCUGGCGGGUGGUUGGUGGGUGCUCUGGUGUGAUUUGCUCCUUCUUUUUUAUCAAACGUCUAACCUCCUUUAUAAUCUCUCUUCCUUCUUUUCUUUAUACGUUACUCUCUAGUAACACCCGUGCUCUAAUCUUAGGUUCCUAUAUGACCUAUCUUUGUCGUAAGUGCCGUGAAACUUUCGAAAAAAUUAAAAAAACUAAA
Molecule: messenger RNA, 2704 nt
Organism: Aplysia californica (California sea hare)
Lineage: Eukaryota; Metazoa; Mollusca; Gastropoda; Aplysiida; Aplysiidae
Product: GDP-Man:Man(3)GlcNAc(2)-PP-Dol alpha-1,2-mannosyltransferase
Exons: 4
Coding region: 308-1783 (491 amino acids)
Biological process (GO): protein N-linked glycosylation
Cellular component (GO): endoplasmic reticulum membrane
Molecular function (GO): GDP-Man:Man(3)GlcNAc(2)-PP-Dol alpha-1,2-mannosyltransferase activity
Source: RefSeq, a predicted model, not a curated record